Molecule: messenger RNA, 1253 nt
Organism: Seriola dumerili (greater amberjack)
Lineage: Eukaryota; Metazoa; Chordata; Actinopteri; Carangiformes; Carangidae
Gene: inka1b
Product: PAK4-inhibitor inka2-like
Exons: 3
Coding region: 226-1158 (310 amino acids)
Cellular component (GO): nucleus
Molecular function (GO): protein kinase binding; protein serine/threonine kinase inhibitor activity
Source: RefSeq, a predicted model, not a curated record
UGCCGCGUCACGCUGAUUUGCUGCAGAGAAAAACUCAGCAUCGUCAAAGUCCCGCUGACAGACCUUCAUCUGGCUCAGAGGAGGGAGGACACACACACACACACACAGAGGCAUCAGCUGUGGACCUGUGGAGCUGUAGAGUCUGCUGGGAUUCAUUUCUGAAGCAAAUGCAGAGAAAUAAUUGAAAGGAUCCUGAACUUCACUCCAGACAUUUACUAACAAGCAAUGCUCUGUUUAAGAGAUUCUACAGACUGCCUCCGGGACCAAAUGCAGUACAUGAUGCGAUCAUUGCAGGACCUGAAGCAGAUAGGCAGGCCGAGGCCACUGAGUGAACCAUGUGUUCGGUCCUUCGCUGCAACACGGCUCUGCAAACAGAGGGCACAGCAGGAGCGACUCACUCGACUACGUGUUUCUGACGCCAGUGAUGCCAGCACAUAUGAUUCUGCCUGCUGCUUGGCCAGCCCUUUGGAAGAGGACGAGGAGCAGCAGGAGCAUGAACGACUGGCACGAGGCUCCCCCGGCAGUGAAAAGAGUGUGGACUUUGACUCGGGUUACUCUGAGGCUUCUUGGCAAGAUGAAGGUGUGGUGCUGAGGAGGACCAGGAACGUGCGAGUCUCCUCUUCUGCCUGCCUCCGCACAAACAGAGGACCUUCUUGCCGUAUCCGUCCCAAAUCGACCUCGGACGCUUGCCUGGAGCGCUGGACCUCAUUUGAGGCCAGUGACCCAGAGGACUGGACAACAUCGCUGCUGAGCCGCAGCAGGAACAGACAGCCUCUGGUUCUGGGGGACAACAGCUUCGCUGACCUUAUAAAGAACUGGAUGGACCUACCAGAGUGUCCUGAGCCAACGCAACUCAAGCCCAGUGGCGGCCGGCGCCUUGCCAAAGACAUUUUGGUCAACAUGCGCAAGAGACUGGCUGGGAUGUCUAAAAGUGUGGAGGUGAGGCCAAGGCCUGCAGACUCCACACGGGUCAGCAGGGCUGCAGGGGCUCCCAAACGGCUGUCCUGUCCUGUGGGAUUCCAGGCUCUCAAACCUUUCUUUCACCAGUCCCACACAGGACUGCAUCAACUGGACACUGACUUCUACCAGUUCACCGCUCUCAUGAAGACUGGCAGCCGACAACCCAUCAUAUGCAAUGACAUCAUUGGAUACAUUUGAAAAAAAGGCUGUAACUACGGACUGACCCCUUUAACAGAAAUUAAAAUAAGAUGGUUCUAUUUUCAUAUUUGGAGUUUGUCCAUAGUGUUGAUACA